Molecule: messenger RNA, 858 nt
Organism: Microsporum canis CBS 113480
Lineage: Eukaryota; Fungi; Ascomycota; Eurotiomycetes; Onygenales; Arthrodermataceae
Product: S-isoprenylcysteine O-methyltransferase
Exons: 2
Coding region: 1-858 (285 amino acids)
Biological process (GO): C-terminal protein methylation
Cellular component (GO): endoplasmic reticulum; membrane
Molecular function (GO): protein C-terminal S-isoprenylcysteine carboxyl O-methyltransferase activity
Source: RefSeq, a predicted model, not a curated record
AUGCCGGGAACAACUGGAACUGGUCCAGUGGACGGGCAGUAUAAUGUACGAACACGCCCCUCACCGCUGGACUCCGACUCUUCAUACGAUUCCGAUGACAGUACAGACACAGAUUAUACCAGACGGCCAGUUGACCGCUCCAAUCUUCCCGGCGGCAAUAGGUCUCUCGCCGGUAUCUCCAUCAGAUCAUUUCUCCUUGGUCAAGCGGCUGGGCUCUGCUCAUUGCUCACCAUUAUACUGGUCUGCAAUUCAAAUGCUUUAUGGCGCGCCCCCUUCUUCGUUACAUGUCUGGCUCUUUUCCAUUUUCUCGAGUUCUACAUAACUGCAGCUUAUAGCACUUCAUUUGCAACAAUAUCAGCCUUCCUUCUGAGCUCAAAUGGUGCAGCAUACAAUAUUGCCCAUGGCUCUGCGAUGGCUGAAUGUCUCUUGAAUCGCCUUUUACUUCCGGAGGGUUAUCUACGAUGGACUUCUAUACUCUUCGGUGGAGUAAGACUGCAAGUAACUGUUGGUCUAGUCCUGGUACUUAUUGGACAAAUUAUCCGGAGUCUUGCCAUGGUCCAGGCAGGAUCAAACUUCACCCAUACAGUCCAGACCCAACGAAGAGAUGAGCAUGUCCUCGUAAAGACCGGCUUAUACAGUGUCCUUCGACAUCCAAGCUAUUUCGGAUUCUUCUGGUGGGGACUGGGGACACAACUGGUUCUUGGGAAUUUCGUCUGUUUUAUUGGAUAUGCCGUUGUGCUAUGGAAAUUUUUUUCAUCUCGGAUACAGAGAGAGGAAAAGCUCUUAAUCGGGUUUUUUGGUGAUGAGUACGUGGAAUAUAAGAGCAAGACCUGGGUAGGGAUCCCGUUCAUUCGCUAG